Messenger RNA from Pneumocystis murina B123, 1243 nucleotides. RefSeq lists its product as hypothetical. Gene Ontology annotation, cellular component: cytosol. The coding region runs from base 194 to 1243 and encodes 349 amino acids. Gene Ontology annotation, biological process: fructose metabolic process; fructose 2,6-bisphosphate metabolic process. The record is from RefSeq and is a predicted model, not a curated record. The transcript has 7 exons. Gene Ontology annotation, molecular function: ATP binding; fructose-2,6-bisphosphate 2-phosphatase activity; 6-phosphofructo-2-kinase activity. Lineage: Eukaryota; Fungi; Ascomycota; Pneumocystomycetes; Pneumocystales; Pneumocystaceae.
ACGCGGAAAGACAUAUAUUGCUGAAAAAGUAAGACGAUACUUGACAUGGCUUUCAAUUCCAACAAAGACAUUUAAUGUUGGAAACUACCGUCGUCGUUUAUCUAUUCCUUUUCCUCUUGCAGAGUUUUUUAAUCCAGAAAAUACAGUUGGAGAAGAGGCACGUAGAAAAGCGGCGGAAGCAGCACUUACAGAUAUGAUGACAUGGUUUAAACAAGAAUCAGGAAUUGUUGGUAUUCUUGAUGCUACAAACUCUACAAAAAAGAGGAGACGAUGGAUUCGGAGUGUUUGUGAAGAAAACAAUGUGCUUUGUAUGUUUGUUGAGUCUAUUUGUAAUGAUGAAAAAAUAAUUAUGAACAAUAUUAUGGAUGUUAAACUUAGUUCUCCAGAUUACAAAGGACAGGAUUCUGAAAAGUCUGUGUCUGAUUUUUUAAAACGAAUUAAAUAUUAUGAGCAGGCAUAUCAACCUUUAGAUGAUGAAGAUUUUUCAUACGUAAAGUUAAUUGAUGUUGGAAAAAAGGUUAUUAUAAAUCGAAUUCAGGAUUAUCUUCAAAGUAAAAUUGUUUAUUAUUUGAUGAAUUUACAUAUAAAACCAAGGAGUAUUUGGUUAAGUAGACAUGGUGAGAGUGAGUUUAAUUUGCAUGGGAUUAUUGGAGGUGAUUCAAGCUUAAGCUCCCGUGGUCUUCAAUAUGCUAAAGAACUUCCAAAUAUUCUUCAAAAGUCGUUAGGAGAAGCGCCUCUUAUAGUAUGGACAUCAACAAUGAAAAGAACUAUAGAAACCGCACAAUAUCUUCCUUAUAAGAAAUUAGAAUGGAAAGCAUUGGAUGAAUUGAGUGCUGGCGUUUUCGAUGGAAUGUCAUAUGAGGAAAUAAAAGCUCUUUUUCCUAAUGAACUAAAUUCUCGAGAAGAUGAUAAAUUUAAUUAUAGAUAUUCUGGGGGGGAAUCAUAUAGGGAUGUUGUUACUCGGUUAGAACCUAUUAUUAUGGAACUUGAGCGUCAAGGAAAUGUUUUAAUUAUUUCUCAUCAAGCUAUUCUUCGUUGUAUUUAUGGAUAUUAUCAUGAUCUUAAUCAAGAAGUUUUUCCAUUUGUAGACAUGCCCCUGCACACUGUUUUAAAACUUACACAGGCACCAUAUUCAACAUUCGAAGAGCGAUUAACUACAACGAUUCCUGCAGUGAGUACAUACAGACCUAGAAAACCAAAAUCAUCAGGAAAUCAAUCAGAAAGUUCAUUAAAUUCUACAUAA